CGUGCCGAGCCGUGCCGUGCCGUGCCGUGCCGAGCCAAGCCGUGCCGAGCCGUGCCGUGCCGUGCCGUGCCGUGCCGAGCCGUGCCGUGCCGGGCCGUGCCGGGCCGUGCCGGGCCGGGCCGUGCCAUGCCGUUCUACAAGCGGAGCGUGGUGCCGCGGCGGGGGCGGUCGGCGGUGCCGCUGGCCGAGCUGCGGGACGUCUGUAGCCUGGCGGCUCUCACCCUGCUCCGGCAGCUCGCCGACCUCUGCGGCCACUCGCUCGCCCUCCUGGGAGACAUCGAGGGUCACGUCCUGGCCUUGGGUCGCCGCACCGGGCGGCUGCACCGCCGAACCGCCCGCCUACAGGCGCUGCUGCGGGGCCGGCCGCUGCGCGGGGCGCACGCCGCCCCAGCCACCUCUAACCUGGACCUGGAGAGCAAGAAAGCCGCUCACACCAAGCUGUCAUGGCAGCAGCCGGUGAACGUCUUCCUGGCGGCCGGGCGCCCGCCGGGCAUGGAGCAGCUGCACCAGGAGGCCCAGCUCAACCUCCAGAGCUUGCUGCAAGAGGAGUUUGAGGAGCAGUACGCCGAGAGCAGGGUCACCGGGCAGACCUUCCGCGCCGCCGGUCACCUGCCCCCCGACACCCCCCCCGAGCCGUCGCCCCGACCCCCGCCUGCCAAGCGCCUCGAGUUCGUCCUUAUGCCCCCGAGCCGGCGAGCAGCCGAAGAGGAGACCACUGGUACGACCGCGCUCGGCACCCGGCCGCCCGACGCCUCCCUGAGCCUGCCCACCAGCCCCGACAAGCAGCCGGCCUGGACCAGGGCCUUCCCCCUGCCCACCGUGGAGGAGAAGCAGUGGCACCAGUCCUGCUCCAUCCAAACCAACAUCGUCCCCAUCAAUGUCUCGGGGCAGCACUUUGCUAGGCACGCGAGUGCUCGUCACUCCCUGUUUAACACAGAGACCGCGAUGAACCCCAAGUCCACCCUGCGGCGUAGACGGACCAUUAUCGGAUUCCCUAACCUGUCCCUGCGAGACCAAGGCGGCGCCAACGGCCCCACGUUCAGCGCGCACGCUCCCAUCGCCGAGUCCCUCUCCUGCAGCUUCGUGCCCGAGGCCGCCAGCGGGGGGAAGGCACCCCAGGAGAUCAGCCCCCGCCAGCCCCUCUCUGCCCCGCUGAGGAAGACCUUCAGUGACCUCGGGGCCCGCUGCUGCCAGCCGCCCGCGGCCAUGGACAGCGCGGCCUCCCCCUGCGCCGGUGCCUGCAACGGGCCGCAGGGCACCCCCUUCCCCCUGCCCUGGAGCACCCUGGGCUACACAAGUCCCCCCGGCCCCGCCACCGGCCAGGGCAAGGGACCCGCCUGCGCCUCGCCGGGCGGCUCCAGCCCAUCGCCCAGCACGGGCUCGCCCGCCGCCUCUUUCUUCAUCGCCACGGAGGAGCGCGUGGGCAGCAACGGGCCUGGAUCCUUCUCCGGCAUGGUGCCCGAGUCCCCCCCUGCCUCCGGGGGCGGCCAGAGGUGUGAGGGCCGAGAAGCCAAGGUGAACUUCUUGCCGGGAAGCCAAGAGGAGUCGGAGCCGGCGGCGGAGCCCGCGCGGCUGGAGGUGGAGCGGGCAGGGUGCCGGUUCCGCGAGCGGUCGCUGUCGGUGCCCACCGACUCGGGUUCCCUCUGCUCCGUGGACAUCGCAUAUGCCGAGACCCGGCGCGGCAGUGCCAACUACGCCCUGGGCUACCCCAGCGCCAGCUCCGAGGGCAGCACCAGCACCGACAACGUCUCCCUGGGGCUGGAGCAGGAGGGCCAGCGGCGGCGGCGCUCCAAGAGCAUCUCCCUCAAGAAGGCGAAGAAGAAGCCCUCGCCGCCCACGCGCAGCGUCUCUCUGAUUAAAGAGGGGCAGGAUGCGGCCGCGGGGCCCAGCUCGGCGCUGCCCAAGGAUCAGCGACCCAAGAGCCUGUGCAUCCCGCCAGAGCCCCAGGGCCACCGUCUGGUGCACGCUGACCCCCAGGGCAGCGCGGGGAGGGAGCCUGACGGCACGGCCGCCCCCCACCAGUGGCAUCUCGUGGACUGGAAGGCCGGCGAUCCCUACCGGUCCCUCUCCAGCUCGAGCACGGCCACAGGGACCACGGCCAUCGAGUGCGCCAAGGCACGGGGCAGCUCCGAGUCCCUCGCAUCCCCCUCCGUCUCCAGGGCCACGACGCCCUCCCAGCUCUCCGCUGAGGCAGACCUCAAGACCUCCUCCCCAGGCAGGCCCACAGGGCUGAUGUCCCCAUCCAGCGGGUACUCCAGCCAGUCGGAGACCCCGACGCCCACCGUCCCCACCUCCGCCAUCCUCGGGCACUCCCCGCACCAGGUGCGGGUGAGGCCGCUGGUCCCCGAGAGGAAGUCCUCGCUGCCCCCCACGUCCCCCAUGGAGAGGAGCCCCAAGUCCAGGCUGUCCUUCGACCUGCCGCUCACGCCACCCACCCAUCUCGACCUCUCGGGGCUGAAAAUCUCCCUGAAGGGGAAGACGAAGGUCAGCCGGCACCACUCCGACUCCACCUUCGGCACCAAGCUGGCCCAGAAGACCAGCCCCAUCACGCCCAUCAUGCCGGUGGUCACGCAGUCCGACCUGCGCUCCGUCCGCCUCCGCUCCAUCAGCCGCUCGGAGCCGGAGGACAAUGCCGACGGCCCGGAGCACGCCGAGGAGCCGGCACGCGGUCCCUGCCUGGGGCCGGAGAGGAAGGUGAAGCCGCCCGUGGCAGAGAAGCCGCCGCUGGCCAAGCGGCCCCCGAGCAUCCUGCCCAAGCCCCCGGCUCUGCGGGAGGAGGGUCCCCUGUCCCCCACGUCCCCGCCGGGCACCGCCGCCAAGGAGAAGGGGCUGGCGCAGGACGGCUUCGUGGUGCUGCGGAAAGGGGAGCUGAGGAGGGGUCCGGGGGAGCCCCCCUUGCCCCUGACCCCUGCGGGACCCCGGCGGCUCUCACAGGGCAGCCUGGAGGACGAGCCGCGGCCGGAGCGGAGUGGUGCCGGCGAGGGGGAGCGGAGGAAGGCCAAGGUGCCGCCGCCGGUGCCCAAAAAACCCAGCGUGCUCUACCUGCCGCUUGCUCCGGCCCCGGCGCAGCUGGGAGCUGGCGUGGGGGACCAGGCGCCCACCCCCAGCCCCAUCAUCACGCUGGAUGCCGACCCCACGUGCUGCAGCUCCGACGCUGAGGACCCGCCGUCCCCGGAGGCCCUGGGCACAGCACAAGCUGGCGACUCCCCCUCGGAGCAAGGCAGCUCAACGGAGGCCGGCACGGAGGAGAAGAGCUUCGCCAGCGACAAGACGGCUGACUCCAUCGCAGAGGAGGACGACGAUGUGUUCGUGACGUCCCGCACCACGGAGGAUCUCUUCACCGUGAUCCACAGGUCGAAGAGGAAGGUCUUGGGGCGGAAGGAGCCUGGUGACGCCUUUGGCAGCCGGCCCAACUCCCACUCACCCGUAAAGACUUCGGGCUCCCCGACCGGCGAGUCCCCAGCAGCGGCGGGCAGCACCGGGAAGUCUUCCAGCAGGAACGAAGAUUUUAAAGCCCUACUCCAGAAGAAGAGCAGCAAAACCAGCCCCGGUACCCGGCCAUCUGCUGCCGAACUGCUCAAGACCACAAACCCGUUGGCUCGGAGGGUCAUGACGGAGUUUGCGCCCGAGCUAGACGGUGCAAACAGCCCCAAAAGCCAGCCCUAACCUUGCGUGGUCCCUUCUGGCCAUGAAGGGCUGGAGAUGGCUGCAGAGGGAGUGUUGCUGCAGAAGGGGUGUCCUGCCUGCCCGGGUGAGUCCAUGUGGCCCGCCGGGGGUUUUCUUCUGCUUUUGUUUCUUCCCUGGAGAGCCGCCGGCGGAGAGGCAGCGUUUGGAGCCCAAGCCCCCGUGUCUCCAGCGGAGCUGGGCCCUUUCCAGGAGGGAAGAGGCGGCACCGCAGCUGGGAUCAUCCCUGGCUGAGCCGGCUCCCGGGACCGAAGGCGCCCGCUCGGGAAGCAGAGUGGGAAGCAGAGUGGGACUGCAGCCCCCAGCGUCGCUCAGCGCCCGCAGCGAAGCUAGCUUGAAACUGUUUGGUCACUUCGGCAUGUGGUACUUUAAAUGGCUUUUCUAAUGCA
Grus americana (Whooping crane) is the source of this 4073-nucleotide messenger RNA. RefSeq names its product NHS like 2 (gene NHSL2). The coding region runs from base 127 to 3666 and encodes 1179 amino acids. Gene Ontology annotation, biological process: cell differentiation. NCBI's taxonomy places the organism in Eukaryota, Metazoa, Chordata, Aves, Gruiformes, Gruidae. The record is from RefSeq and is a predicted model, not a curated record. The transcript has 8 exons.